AGAUGAACUGAAAAGAUCCACACCAUGGAAUCUUCAAUCUUAGGGAUCACAUUCUGUUUGAUCUUCUAUCUUGGAGCAGUUUGGGGGAUUGGAGUAGACCCCUCCUUGAAAAUCGACUUCUUGACCGCUUUAGAGCUGGGGGAGUCCACGGCCGGAGUGCUCCAGGUUCCGGGGCUGCACAAUGGAAGCAAAGCCUUUCUUUUUCAAGAUACAUCAAGGAGUGUAAAAGCAUCCAUUGCUACAGCUGAACAGUUUUUUCAGAAGUUAAGAAAUAAACAUGAAUUUACCGUUUUGGUGACUUUAAAACAAAUUCAGUUAAAUUCAGGUGUUAUUCUAUCUAUUCAUCACUUAGAUAAAAGAUACCUGGAACUGGAAAGUAGCGGUCAUCGAAAUGAAAUCAGGUUGCAUUAUCAUUCAAGCAGUCAGCAAACACAAACUGAAGUGUUUCCUUAUAUUUUGGCUGAUGAUAAGUGGCAUAGACUCUCCUUAGCCAUUAGUGCCUCACAUUUGAUUUUACAUGUGGAUUGCAAUAAAAUUUAUGAAAGAGUGGUAGAAAGACCCUCCAUGAAUUUGCCUCUAGGCACAACAUUUUGGCUAGGACAAAGGAAUGAUGCGCAUGGAUACUUUAAGGGAAUAAUGCAAGAUGUGCAAUUACUUGUCAUGCCCCAAGGAUUUAUUACUCAGUGUCCAGAUCUUAAUCGCACAUGUCCAACUUGUAAUGACUUCCAUGGGCUUGUACAGAAAAUAAUGGAGCUGCAAGACAUUUUGGCUAAAACAUCAGCUAAGCUAUCCCAUGCUGAGCAGAGGAUGAAUAAAUUGGAUCACUGCUAUUGUGAAAAGACCUGUACUAUGAAGGGUACAACCUACCAAGAAUCUGAAUCCUGGACGGAUGGCUGUAAGAACUGCACAUGCAUGAAUGGCACCAUCCAGUGUGAAGCACUGGCCUGUUCAUUUCCUGAUUGUCCAUCUAAGUCUGCCCUUGCGUAUGUGGAUGGCAAAUGCUGUAAGGAAUGCAAAUCAAUAUGCCAUUUUCAAGGAAGAACUUACUUUGAAGGAGAGAAAAAAACGAUCUAUUCCUCUUCUGGAGUUUGUGUUCUCUAUGAAUGCAAGGACCAAACAAUGAAAUUUGUUGAGAAUGCAGUUUGCCAGCCUUUGAAUUGUCCAGAUUCCCAUCAUAUUACUUUACCUCAUAGCUGCUGCAAAGUUUGCAAAGGCCAUGAUUUUUGCUCUGUGAGACAUAACUGCAUGGAGAAUUCAAUCUGCCAGAAUCUAAAUGACAGGGCAGUAUGUAUUUGUCAAGAUGGCUUUCGGGCCCUUCGAGAAGACAAUGCCUAUUGUGAAGACAUUGAUGAAUGUGCAGAAGGACAGCAUUACUGCCAAGAGAACACCAUCUGUGUGAACAUACCAGGUUCUUUCAUGUGUAUCUGCAAAACAGGAUACUUGAGAAUUGAUGAUUAUUCAUGUACAGAGCAUGAUGAAUGUAUCACAAAUCAGCACAGCUGUGACAAAAAUGCAAUAUGCUUCAACACUGUUGGAGGGCAUAAUUGUGUCUGUAACCCUGGCUAUAUAGGAAAUGGAACCACAUGUAAAGCAUUUUGCAAAGAUGGCUGUAGAAAUGGAGGAACCUGUAUUGCUUCCAAUGUAUGUGCCUGUCCAUCAGGUUUCACAGGACAUAGCUGUGAAACAGACAUUGAUGAAUGCUCAGAAGGUUUUGUGCAGUGUGAUAAUCGUGCUAACUGCAUUAAUCUGCCUGGUUGGUAUCAUUGUGAGUGCAGAGAUGGCUACCAUGACAAUGGAAUGUUUUCACCAAAUGGAGAAUCAUGUGAAGACAUUGAUGAAUGUGGUACUGGGAGACACAGCUGUGCCAAUGAUACUAUUUGCUUUAACCUGGAUGGUGGUUAUGAUUGCCGGUGCCCUCAUGGAAAAAACUGCACAGGGGAUUGUAUUCACAAUGAAAAAGUUAAACACAGUGGUCAGAUUUGGGUGUUAGAUAAUGACCGAUGUUCCGUGUGUUCAUGUCAGAAUGGAUUUGUCAUGUGUCGUCGGAUGGUCUGUGACUGUGAGAAUCCUACCGUUGAUCUCUUUUGCUGCCCAGAAUGUGACCUCAGGGUCACCAGUCAAUGUCUCCACCAAAAUGGGGAAAUUUUGUACAAUAGUGGGGACACUUGGGUGCAGAAUUGCCAACAGUGCCGAUGUUUGCAGGGGGAAGUAGAUUGCUGGCCUCUGCCUUGCCCAGAUUUAGAGUGUGAAUUCAGCAUGGUUCCAGAGAAUGAAUGCUGUCCACUCUGUGUCACUGACCCUUGCCAGGCUGAUACCAUACGCAAUAACAUUAUGAAGACUUGCCUGGAUGAAAUGCAUGUGGUUCGUUUCACUGGAUCUUCUUGGAUUAAGCAUGGUACUGAGUGCACCCUCUGCCAAUGCAAGAACGGUCAUAUCUGUUGUACAGUGGAUCUACAGUGCCUUCAAGAACUAUGA
Messenger RNA from Gracilinanus agilis (Agile Gracile Mouse Opossum), 2475 nucleotides. RefSeq names its product neural EGFL like 2 (gene NELL2). Bases 25 to 2475 code for a protein of 816 amino acids. Gene Ontology annotation, molecular function: protein binding; calcium ion binding. The transcript has 20 exons. The record is from RefSeq and is a predicted model, not a curated record. Lineage: Eukaryota; Metazoa; Chordata; Mammalia; Didelphimorphia; Didelphidae.